AUGAUUUCUGACAAUAUUAUGACUUUGUGUCCUUUUGACGUAGGACCUACAUGUCAAGGAACAAGCUUAAGUAGACAGUUUUUCUGGGGAGUAAGAAAAAGGAAAAAGUCACUUAAUAUUCAACUUGAGCCAUGGUUUGGAUCACGAUAUGUUGAGGAAGACAUUCCACAUGCUUUGAUGAAAUUAUGGAAGGAUCCUCCCAAAAUUGAUUCCUCAUUACAAUUGCCCUCAAAGAACGAGUUCCUUCCAUGCGAUUUUUCCAUAUAUGCUAACAAGGAGUCUUGUGAGUCUGCAGAGAUAUCAUCUUCAAGAUGUAUAUUUGAUGAACCUAUGAUGCGGUUGUGCUAUUUGUUUAACAAGAUUCAUAAACUUCCCCUUGCUGAAGUAGAAUUCUGCAUUACAUUAAAGAGAGGAUAUAGUAGUUUGAGGAAUGCUUUGUUGACUCAAUUAUUUACUCCACUACUGAAAGAUGAGCUUAAUGAAAUUAUCUAUUAG
Molecule: messenger RNA, 495 nt
Organism: Fraxinus pennsylvanica
Lineage: Eukaryota; Viridiplantae; Streptophyta; Magnoliopsida; Lamiales; Oleaceae
Source: the annotation of a GenBank genome assembly